AUGAAGGUGAAAGACUAUAUUGUUGGUAUUGGGUCUGUGGACACCAAGUGGGCCAAACACGAGGAAGUGGUCCGACUAGUCCGGCAGGCCAACCUGGCCCUGAAGUUGGUGCUCAUUACUCCACUCACUAGAGCAGAAGUCACUUCAGGCAGCAGGCUGUUUUCUACAGUCAGUCUUCCCACAUCUCCGGUCAAGGCAGAGUCCCAAAGCCAGACUGCAGCCACAGAGCGGGAGAGGAAGAUCACCAACAGAAUCAGUGCCCCCUGGUUGUUUGUGCGCAAGAGUUCUGGAAAAGAGAAGAAUGGACCACCUUCAAGGCCAGUAUCUAUGUCCUCGCCACUGAUUAACGGAAGCGUGAAACAUUUUGGCAACGGCAACAUGAAAUCUGGACACUUUCUUCAUGGAGCAGAUGUUGAGUUGUAG
Molecule: messenger RNA, 423 nt
Organism: Candidula unifasciata
Lineage: Eukaryota; Metazoa; Mollusca; Gastropoda; Stylommatophora; Geomitridae
Source: the annotation of a GenBank genome assembly